Molecule: messenger RNA, 1214 nt
Organism: Diachasmimorpha longicaudata
Lineage: Eukaryota; Metazoa; Arthropoda; Insecta; Hymenoptera; Braconidae
Product: ribonuclease Oy-like
Exons: 3
Coding region: 129-905 (258 amino acids)
Biological process (GO): RNA catabolic process
Cellular component (GO): extracellular region
Molecular function (GO): RNA binding; ribonuclease T2 activity
Source: RefSeq, a predicted model, not a curated record
AAAAGCACUUGCGUUAAUUGAUAACCGGAUAAUCGAUGAUGAUAAAAGGAAGAGAGAGUACUGCUAAAAUUACAGUCUCUACAUUUUAAUUUCCGGAGGACUGUCCUGUGUUAGAAUUUCUCAAAAAAAUGGUGACAUCUGGAAAUCUUCACCCCCUUCUGCUGAUUGUCGGAGGCCUUCUAGUGGUCGGGGUCCAAACCUACCCCAGACAGCUAGACUCUCAUCAAGAGUUCGAGAUAACAGAAUUCGCAACAGCAAAAGACUUCGACAUUCUGAAGCUGACCCAGCAGUGGCCGCUGACAAUAUGUGCUACAUUUUCAAAUAACGGUAUGGCAGAAUUUUGUGACUCAAUUAGAGGUAAUCAAUGGACAAUCCACGGACUAUGGGCCACGAAAUUGCACACUCGGAAGCCGGCAUACUGCGAUGACAGCGCAAAAUUCAAUGCUACAGCUGUAGAAUCAAUUGAGAAUAGGCUGAAUGUCAAAUGGCCGAGCUUAAAAAAAGGGCGAAAUGCCUCUCGAGGGUUUUGGGCACACGAGUGGGAGAAGCAUGGAACAUGUUCAGCCAUCCUCACACCCAUCAAUACACAGCGGAAGUAUUUCACAAAGACAAUGGAACUCAGUGACAAGUACAACGUGGAGGACCUCCUGGAGAGGGUGAAUAUUGUUCCAGGAAGAUCGUAUUCGAUUCAAAGCAUUGUCGAUGGGCUCAGUCGACUUCUGGGGAAACGCUGUGGUGUCAGUUAUGUCUGCAGUCGAUUGAAUCAAAGGUCGUAUCUGUCGGAAAUCCAAAUAUGCUUCGACAAGUCAUUCAAGUUGGUUGACUGCGAUAACAGUAUAAACUCCUCAAAGGGGUGUUUCGCUACACAAAAGAUCAUCUAUCCAAAUGUGCUACCAGAUUUAUAACUUUAACGAACCUGACGACAACAGCAAUAAACCCUAUCUGAUGAUUAUUGUAAACCAUCAAUAGCUAAAUAAAUUAAGCAAGAUUUUUCGCUUCUUCUUGUGUCAGAAAAAAAUUGUAAAUUUAUUUAAAAACCUGACCAAACUGGACGUCUCAGUUGUUACUGACUGUGCUUCACUUUUGUGAUAAUAAAGAGGUCCAGAAAACGUCUGAAAUGACUGUCAAGACGACUCCAUUGACAGACAUGAAGAAAAAAAUCAAUGUAAGAUACUGCAGUCAAAGAUUAUAGGGGAGAUUACUAACAUUUAUGG